AUGAUGGAAAGAAUAAGAAAAGAGAUGAUUCUGAUGGAGAGAGGGCUGCACAGCCCCACGGCCGGCAAGCGGUUCUCCAGUUUAUCCGAUUCGGCUGGCAAUGCUGUGCUCGAGGCCCUGGAAAAUUCGCAGCACCCGGCUCGCCUCAGCCCGCGCCUGCCGUCCGCCCCCCUGCAUGGCGCUCUGGGAGACCUCCCUGCCAAGGGCAAAUUCGAAAUAGACACUUUGUUCAACCUGCAGCACCCGGGCAGCGAAAGCACCGUCUCCUCCGAAAUCUCGUCCGCCGCUGAAGGCCGUAAAAAGCCGGGUCAUUAUUCAGAGGCGGCCGCCGAGGCGGACAUGAGCAGCGACGUGGAGGUGGGCUGCUCGGCGCUGCGCUCCCCUGGCGGCCUUGCUGCCGCGCCGCUCAAGGAAAACAAUGGCAAAGGGUACGCGGAGAGCGGCUCCGCCGCGGGCACCACGACGUCUGCGUCGGGCUCUGGCCUUGGCAGCCUGCAUGGAGGCGGCGGUGGCGGCGGCGGCGGCGGCGGGGGCGCGUCGCUGGGCGGCUCCGGCUCUGGCGCGGAUCAGGUGCGGCGCUACCGCACGGCAUUCACCCGCGAACAGAUCGCGCGCCUGGAGAAAGAGUUCUACAGGGAGAACUAUGUGUCGCGGCCCCGCCGGUGUGAGCUGGCCGCUGCGCUCAACCUGCCCGAAACCACCAUCAAGGUGUGGUUCCAGAACCGGCGCAUGAAGGACAAACGGCAGCGCCUGGCCAUGUCGUGGCCUCACCCGGCCGACCCCAGCUUCUACACCUACAUGAUGACGCACGCGGCCGCCACCGGAAGCCUGCCCUACCCCUUCCACUCGCACGUGCCGCUGCACUAUUACCCGCACGUGGGUGUCACGGCGGCGGCCGCGGCGGCCGCGGCCUCUGGCGCGGCGGCCGCGGCCUCGUCACCCUUCGCCACUUCCAUCCGCCCGCUGGACACCUUCCGUGCCCUCUCGCACCCCUACUCCAGGCCGGAGCUGCUGUGCAGCUUCCGCCACCCAGGGGAACACCGUACCCCUGCGUGGCCCAGCGUUCACCCUCUGAGAGGCUCCGGGAGGGGCGGAUAG
Suricata suricatta (meerkat) is the source of this 1098-nucleotide messenger RNA. RefSeq names its product even-skipped homeobox 2 (gene EVX2). Gene Ontology annotation, cellular component: nucleus. Lineage: Eukaryota; Metazoa; Chordata; Mammalia; Carnivora; Herpestidae. Gene Ontology annotation, molecular function: DNA-binding transcription factor activity, RNA polymerase II-specific; RNA polymerase II cis-regulatory region sequence-specific DNA binding. The record is from RefSeq and is a predicted model, not a curated record. The transcript has 4 exons. Gene Ontology annotation, biological process: regulation of transcription by RNA polymerase II. Bases 1 to 1098 code for a protein of 365 amino acids.